AUGAACCGAAGGUAUCUGGAGGACACGGGGCAUCAGCAGCAGGCAUUCUGGGCCGCACGGCAGCGCAUGGCCGCAAGCGCGACCGUGCCAGCACUGGCCACGAAGGAAAGCGCCGCGGAGGAGCUCACGUUGGAUGUCCUGGCGAUGCGCCUCGAGUGGCUAGAGGUCCACACGCGGACGCGCCUGGACGCCACGGAGAAAGGCUUCGCCUCCGUCCAGUCAUGCGUGGAUCGCCUCAGUGAUAUGCCAACGCAGCUGGAGAACUUGUUCAGCUCCGACCUCGACAACUUGCGCCAGGAAGUCUUGGAGGCGUUGCAGAACGAGCGCGACAAUGCGCACAACGCCGGGCAAGUCUUGGCACGGACGCUGGGCAGCGAAAUUACAAGGAGCGUGGCAGAGCAGGCGAUCGCCGAAGUUCGCAUGGAGAUCGUCUCGCAGACGCAGGCUGAGGCGAAGCUUCUGCGCGAGGAGUUCGCAAGAUCGCGCUCAGACGAGGCAUCAAUGCACUUGAGCGACGUCAAGCCAGUGGCCUUUCGGCAUCCCCUCUCAGCGAGGAGGCCAUAG
Messenger RNA from Symbiodinium natans, 564 nucleotides. NCBI's taxonomy places the organism in Eukaryota, Dinophyceae, Suessiales, Symbiodiniaceae. The record is from the annotation of a GenBank genome assembly.